This is a messenger RNA of Esox lucius (northern pike), 2185 nucleotides long. RefSeq names its product deoxyribose-phosphate aldolase (putative) (gene dera). Gene Ontology annotation, molecular function: deoxyribose-phosphate aldolase activity. The coding region runs from base 127 to 1083 and encodes 318 amino acids. The transcript is spliced from 9 exons. Gene Ontology annotation, biological process: carbohydrate catabolic process; deoxyribonucleotide catabolic process. The record is from RefSeq and is a predicted model, not a curated record. Lineage: Eukaryota; Metazoa; Chordata; Actinopteri; Esociformes; Esocidae. Gene Ontology annotation, cellular component: cytoplasm.
GAUUGGUGAAUAGAAGUGGGCGGUGACUAUAGUUUCCGGAAGAAAGAGGUCCAUGAACUGUAAGCCGCUGAAAGCAGAACAGUAAGUUCCGAAAAUCAUAAAGCUGCUGGAGUCCAAUUUCCUAAAAUGUCUGCAAGAAAUCCCGGAAUUCCACUUGAUCUGGAGUGGGUGUCCAAGGUGCGUGUCAACACCCAGGCUGUCCUCAAGAGGGCCCAGCAGAUCCCAGGACGGAACAAGAACAAGAAACAGUGGCAGGCGGCCUGGCUGUUGCGCGCGGUGACCUGUAUCGACCUUACAACCCUGGCCGGCGACGACACGCCCGGCAACGUCCACCGGCUGUGCAUGAAAGCCAGCCAGCCCGUACGCGCCGACCUCCUGCAAAGCAUGGACAUGCAUGACAAAGGUCUGACCACCGCUGCUGUCUGUGUGUAUCCGUCUCGUGUGGCCGACGCCGUCAAGACGCUGAAGGCAGCCAACUCCAGGCUGCCGGUGGCCUCAGUGGCAACAGGUUUCCCAGCAGGCCAGACCCCCCUGAAGACGAGGCUGGAGGAGGUGCGCCUGGCCGUCCAGGAUGGAGCUGCGGAGAUCGACAUUGUCAUCAACAGGACUCUGGCCCUGACCGGGCAGUGGGAAGCCAUGUAUGCUGAAAUCUGUCAGUUCCGAGAGGCGUGUGGCGAAGCCCACAUGAAGUCCAUCCUGGCUGUAGGAGAGCUGGGGACCUUCACUAACGUCUACAAGGCCAGCCUGGUGGCCAUGAUGGCAGGGUCAGACUUCAUCAAGACGUCAACAGGGAAGGAGCCUGUCAAUGCUACCUACCCUGUGGCCAUUGUGAUGGUCCGAGCCAUCCGGGACUAUUUCCUGAGGACUGGACAUAAGGUUGGUUUUAAGCCGGCGGGGGGCAUCCGUACAGCCAAGGAGUCACUGGUUUGGCUGACUCUGAUGAAAGAAGAGCUGGGAGACGAAUGGCUGAGACCUCACUUGUUCAGGCUGGGGGCUAGCAGUCUACUGGCUGAUAUAGAGAGACAGAUAUACCAUUACGUGACUGGCCACUAUGCAGCCUAUCACGAGAUGCCAAUGGCCUGAACCCUCGGUAACCUAUUAAACAUGCCCAAUUGGAAACCUCAGCCUCACCAAAACAGCCUAUUACACAUGACUCACACAAUGUUACUGAACUUCUUCAUGUUGUCAUUUUAGAUGACCAAAACAAGUGAUGGAAAUGAAUUGAGUUGCCAUUUUACAUUCACAGUGGUGUGGGUGGACUCCUGCAGCUGUUUUUGUUUUAAUACUCCUGGGCCUUAAUUGUUUAAUAUUAUACUAGGAACAAUGUAGAAGUGAAUUUUGAUGAUGGAUAACAUGUUUAAGGAAAUUACAGAAAUUAAAAGUUGUUUUAAAUUGCAGCAAAUUAAUUUAUAUAUAAUAUAAUCAUGCACAAUAUAUUUCUGUCUCAGUGAAUUACUCUACUAUUUUUAAAAUAGACAAUUAGUGUCCUGGAUUCUGGUUAGCUGAAAAAAGCUGGGUUAUCAGAUAAUAUACAGUGCCUUGCAAAAGUAUUCUGACACCUGACCAAUGCUCUUAAAUAAUACUGAAAUUGUAAUAACAUUUUCUUAAAUAUAUUUUCAGAUCUAGAACACAGCAGCACAUAUCUCAAUAUCACUAGUUGGUCAAGCAUAACAAUCAAUAUGACCCUGAUUCAGACCGUAUCACUAGCAAUAUGACCCUUUGUCUGAUGGUAUCACAGGCAACAAAUGUUCCCCAUCCAUCUAGUUGGAUUGGUGACCAGCUCUUUUUAACUCUUACCAUAUAUUCUCAAUUGGUCUGGGGUUUUAGUGGGCCACUCCAGGACAUUGACCUGUUUGCUUAUUCCAGAUUGGUUUUGAAUGUUCAUUGAAUGUCCAUCAUAUUCAUAAUGUAGUUUUUGUUAAUAAUUGUACAAACCAACCUCACAGAGACGUUUUUUAUUUUUCACUUCUAAAUGAUGGACUUUUUUUGUGUUGGUCAGUGGCAAAAGUUUUAAGUGAUUAAAUCGAUUUUGAUUUCAUGUUGUAACUGUAUUAAAUGUGUCCUACUGGGGUGAACUUUUUAGAGCCACUGUAACUUAAUAAUCCUUACAAAAUUGCAUCUCCAGUGACAAGAAUAUAUACAUGUGACACUUGGCUAAAGAAAAUUACCUAAUUUCAUUAGACAG